AUGUCUUCACCCGAUGGGCAUGACCCAGAAUCGCCAAAAGCAGUCCAGCAGCGACCCCGUGCUCCUACAAUUAGUAUAGACGAUUCCGCCGUCAAUCCAUCCCCCUCCGAGGAACCUCCCAGUGCAGUUUCUGAUAAACCUAGUCCUUUACCCCGAAUACAAACGUCUGGACUCGAUUCUGGGCCUACGCUAUCCUCCCCGUUGUCGGUAUCCCCAACCGAUGUUCGACCACCCUCUGACACGCGCGAGUCGCGCCCAACCUCUCCUCAUAAUGUUUCCUCUCCCAGACCCCAGUUUCUCGAUGGAUCUGCCCACAACUUUCUUGCUGUCCCUGGCUCAAGAGCGAGGGCGACAUCAAUGGAGUCUCAAAAUUCAGCGUCGACUUCCGAAUUCGGCGGAGAAACACAAAUUGCUUCGACGAUUUCCGGAACAGACGAUUUACGCAAGAAUUCGUUGGCCAAUAACGAUGAUGUGAUGAACGAUGAAGAUGCACUGAGGCCAGAUCCCGGGAUGGAGGCGGAUUUUGUGGUGGAAGACAACAAGUUCGCGUUUAGCCCCGGACAGCUGAAUAAAAUGAUCAACCCUAAAAACCUAGCAGCGUUUCACGCUCUUGGAGGCCUGAGAGGUCUGGAGAAGGGUCUGCGAACUGACCGCAACAGCGGUCUCAGUGUAGACGAAGUUGGUUUGAGUGGCACAGUCGGCUUUCAAGAAGCGGUUCAGGCAGGCGCCGAAGCCGAGCAACGCUACGGCACUGUGAAGAGGACAACUACCUCCAACUCGAUAACAGCGCCAGCCAAGAUUUCCGAAAAUUCUUUUGCGGAUCGCAAGCGCAUUUUCAAGGACAAUCGGCUUCCGGAAAAGAAGGCCAAAACUUUCUGGCAGCUUGCCUGGAUUGCCUACAACGAUAAAGUGCUGAUUUUACUGUCUGUCGCUGCUGUCAUCUCACUGGCGCUUGGUAUUUACCAGACUGUCAAUCCUGUGCCCUCUGAGAAGCACGAAGCUCGGGUCGAGUGGGUCGAAGGUGUGGCAAUCAUGGUCGCCAUUUUCGUCGUAACUUUCGUGGGCGCACUGAACGACUAUCAGAAGGAGCGUCAAUUCAUCAAACUGAACCGCAAAAAGGAAGAACGAUUCGUGAAAGUCAUUCGAUCCGGGAAGUCUCAAGAAAUUUCAGUUUAUGAUGUGUUGGUUGGGGAUGUGAUGCAUCUCGAGCCAGGCGAUCUGAUCCCGGUGGACGGUGUCUUUAUUGAGGGUCACAACGUGCGAUGCGAUGAGUCCUCGGCCACCGGCGAAUCUGACAUUAUCCGCAAAACGCCUGCGGACGAGGUCUAUCACGCGAUCGAGACCCAUCAGAAUUUGAAGAAGAUGGACCCGUUCAUUCUGUCCGGUGGUAAGGUCGCCGAGGGCGUCGGCACGUUCCUCGUCACUGCAACCGGUGUCAAUUCCAGCUAUGGCAAGACAUUGAUGUCCCUACAGGACGAGACUCAGACAACGCCUCUCCAAAUGAAACUCAAUGUUCUCGCCGAGUAUAUUGCAAAGCUUGGUUUGGCUGCCGGUCUCUUGCUCUUUGUGGUGCUUUUUAUCAAGUUUCUGGCAGAACUCAAAAAUAUCCAAGGAGGUGCUCAGACCAAAGGCCAACGGUUUCUUCAAAUCUUCAUCGUUGCGGUCACCAUCAUUGUGGUUGCGGUGCCAGAAGGUUUACCUUUGGCUGUCACACUCGCCCUUGCAUUUGCGACGACGAGGAUGCUAAAGGACAACAACUUGGUGAGACUCCUGCGCGCUUGUGAGACCAUGGGCAAUGCUACUACUGUGUGCUCUGACAAGACUGGAACAUUGACACAAAAUAAAAUGACGGUUGUCGCGGGUACAUUGUCUACCGCUUCUAGAUUCGGCGAUAAACAACAGCCCAUCAACUCUACGGCAGAGAGUGAUACAAAGGUCUCAGGUCCUAUUGUGGCUGCUAAUGAUGUCUCCUCUACUGAGUUCUUUGCGACACUCUCUCCGGACACGAAGUCACUCCUCAAGGAUUCGAUUAUCCUCAACACUACCGCGUUUGAGGGUGAAGAAGAAGGCAAGAAGGUGUUUAUCGGAUCCAAGACCGAAACAGCUCUGCUUACAUUCAUUGUCGAUCAUCUUCCAGUCGAAUCAAUUGGUGAAGAACGCGCGAACGCUGAUGUUAUUCAAAUGGUUCCCUUCGACUCUGGCCGCAAAUGUAUGGCUGUCGUCAUCAAACUACCAAAUGGCAAAUAUCGUAUGAUGGUGAAAGGAGCUUCUGAAAUCCUCAUAUCUAAAUGCACUAGAAUCGUCAGCGAUCCGACAAAGGAGCUGGUGGAUACGCCCAUAACCUCGGAUCAAAUCGAAACAUUGAACGGCAUAGUCAGCAAUUAUGCGUCACGAUCUCUGCGUACCAUUGCACUUCUAUAUCGGGAUUUCAAUGAAUGGCCACCGCGGGGAGCCGCUCUUGCGGACGAUAAGAAACAGGCGGAUUUUGAUAAAGUCUUCAAAGACAUGGUCUUCCUGGGGUGUGUUGGUAUCCAGGACCCCCUUCGCCCAGGUGUUGAAAAGGCUGUUCGCGACUGUCAAGUUGCCGGUGUGUUUGUGCGCAUGGUGACGGGUGAUAACAUUAUGACCGCCAAGGCGAUUGCGACAGAAUGUGGUAUCUUUACACCUGGUGGUAUUGCUAUGGAAGGACCUGUUUUUCGAAAAUUGAGCUCAAAGCAGCUGACACAGGUGAUUCCACGCCUGCAAGUACUCGCAAGAUCGAGUCCCGACGAUAAGAAGCUGCUUGUGAGCCAUCUUAAGAAGCUCGGAGAGACCGUGGCUGUUACUGGUGAUGGUACCAAUGAUGCACCCGCGCUCAAGGCUGCAGAUGUUGGCUUCUCGAUGGGUAUCGCAGGAACGGAGGUCGCCAAGGAAGCGUCGGCUAUCAUCCUCAUGGACGAUAACUUUGCGUCAAUCGUCAAAGCCAUUUCCUGGGGCAGAACUGUCAACGAUGCUGUCAAGAAGUUCCUUCAGUUCCAAAUUACGGUGAACAUCACUGCAGUCUUUCUAACGUUCAUUUCUGCGGUUGCCAAUGAUGAAGAAAGCUCUGUGCUGACGGCCGUACAACUUCUGUGGGUUAACUUGAUUAUGGACACUUUCGCAGCUCUUGCCCUUGCCACGGAUCCCCCUUCACCUUCCGUGUUAAAACGACGACCGGAACCGAAAUCGGCGCCAUUGAUUACCGUCACUAUGUGGAAGAUGAUUAUUGGGCAGUCGAUCUAUCAGCUGGUCGUGACACUGAUCUUGUACUUUGCUGGAAACAGUAUCCUGUCCUAUCAAACACAACAUGAAAAAGACCGACUUCAGAGCACUAUCUUCAAUACGUUUGUAUGGAUGCAGAUUUUCAACCAGUACAAUUCGCGGCGAUUGGAUAACCAGUUCAAUAUUUUCGAAGGAAUCCUUCGCAAUUACUGGUUCAUUGGGAUUCAGUUCGUCAUCAUUGGAGGCCAGUGCUUGAUCAUGUUUGUUGGUGGACAGGCAUUCUCGAUCAAUCAAAUCAACGGGGCACAAUGGGGAUACUCCAUUGUUCUGGGCGCACUUUCCAUGCCGGUGGCAGUAAUCAUCCGAUUGAUACCCGACGAACUGUUUGCGAGACUGAUACCCCAUCUUCCGCGGAGAAAGAAACGUGGUCCAGAAUUUGUGCUCGAAGAUGACGAAAAGGUGCAAUGGAACCCAGCGUUGGAAGAGAUUCGAGAAGAGCUGCAAUUUUUGAAGAGAAUCCGUGGGGGCCGGAUUUCGGAGCUGGCUUACAAACUGCAGCAUCCACGAGACACGUUUAUGCCGCGGUCACGCAGCCCGUCUCGUUCACGAUCGAACAGCGAACUACCGCAGACACCAGAAGGAGAUGUCAUAGUAGAGACAAUGACGGGGUCCCCAGUCAUACUUACCCCAGAAAAAGUAAGACGACGGGCAAGAUCGAGUUCGAACUCAGUUUUCGGGCCUGCCACAGCAAUGGCUGGUAUCAUUGCAGGAAGCGUCGCUGGAGGAUGGUCGCCGAUUGAGAAGCGGCCUGAAGAACUCGAGACAGUGCGUUUCACCCGAGCUCGAUCUCAUUCCGGCGUUGAAGGGACAAGCGGGAUGGAAAUCCAUCCGGCAACGCCAGCAGACGACCCUGUUUUUGCCCGCUCGGCCCCCAGGGCUGGCAUCCCUCCCAGCCAAGAUCCUGAUUUGGCUCCACACUUCGAAUAUGCACCGCCACAUAGCCCUUCCUCGCGGUCUAAAGGCUCACAUUCGCGACAUGGGUCUUCUGCGUGA
Messenger RNA from Cladophialophora psammophila CBS 110553, 4293 nucleotides. RefSeq names its product Ca2+-transporting ATPase. The record is from RefSeq and is a predicted model, not a curated record. Gene Ontology annotation, biological process: intracellular calcium ion homeostasis; calcium ion transmembrane transport. Gene Ontology annotation, cellular component: membrane; intracellular membrane-bounded organelle. The transcript has 3 exons. Lineage: Eukaryota; Fungi; Ascomycota; Eurotiomycetes; Chaetothyriales; Herpotrichiellaceae. Gene Ontology annotation, molecular function: P-type calcium transporter activity; ATP hydrolysis activity; ATP binding. The coding region runs from base 1 to 4293 and encodes 1430 amino acids.